CGGCUAUAAAAGAGGAAACAUUCGUUUACUCUACACCAGUAGAUCAUAUAGCAAGUGUUCGAGAACGUAGGCAUUCGUGACGACAAACUGUUGGUACAAGGAUGAAUGGUAUAAUAACGCUUUGUCUCGUACUACUAUCAUCCAAUCUCGGAUAUAGUGAAUCUAAUCCAGAAUGGUGGCAGUCCAUGUCUCUUUAUCAAAUUUAUCCUAGAAGCUUCAAGGAUAGUGAUGGUGAUGGUGUCGGGGAUCUUAAAGGUAUCAUGAGCAAAUUGGAACAUCUCGCCGAGUCGAAUGUCAAUGCUUUCUGGUUAUCUCCGAUUUAUCCGAGCCCGAUGGUCGAUUUUGGCUAUGAUAUUUCCGAUUUUGUCAACAUCGACAAGACGUAUGGUACUAUGGAGGACUUUGAAGCGCUCACAAAGGCCACGCACGACGCGUCGAUGAAAAUUAUCAUGGAUUUCGUUCCUAAUCACUCGUCAGACCAACACGAGUGGUUCAAAAAAAGUUUGCAAAGCAUAGAACCUUAUACCGACUAUUACGUAUGGCAUAAAGGCAAGGUGCUGCCGAAUGGAACAGUCACGGCGCCGAAUAAUUGGGUGAGUGUAUUCGGCGGAUCAGCGUGGACCUGGCGCGAAGAACGACAAGCGUAUUAUAUGCAUCAAUUCGCACCGGAGCAGCCCGAUCUCAACUAUGAAAACGAGAACGUAAUAAGCGCAAUGAAGGAUGUCCUGAGAUUUUGGCUCGACAAGGGAGUGGACGGCUUUCGGGUGGACGCGGUGCCACAUUUGUGCGAGGAUGUCAGAUUCUUGGACGAACCACUCACGGGUAAUCCAAAUCCUAACGACUACGGCUAUACGCAUAAAAUAUACACCAAGGAUCAGUUACGUACCUACGAAAUGGUCAAACAAUGGCGAGAAGUGCUAAACGAAUAUUCGGAUCAAAGAGUUUUGAUGAUGGAGGCUUACUCAAACAUGACGAUGACGAUGAAAUAUUAUGUGUACGGCGCACACUUCCCCUUUAAUUUCGGUUUUAUUACCGAUACGAAUCAGGACUCGAAAGCAACUGAUUUCAAGAGAGUGAUCGACAGAUGGAUGAUAAACAUGCCUAUUUUGGAAGGAACUGCUAACUGGGUGGCUGGGAAUCAUGACAAAUCGCGAUUGGUUACUCGUUAUGGACGGCAACGAGCGGAAGCGGUAACUACGAUAAUUCUAUUGCUUCCGGGAGUAGGUGUAACUUAUAACGGCGAAGAAAUCGGCAUGGAGGACACGUGGAUCUCAUGGGAAGACACCAAAGAUCCGCAAGGUUGCAAUGCCGGCAAAGAUGGUUACGAGAAAGCAUCUCGGGAUCCCGCAAGGACACCGUUCCAAUGGGACAACACCACUUCGGCUGGAUUUUCCACCAAUCCAAAAACGUGGCUACCAGUUAACAAAAAUUACGUGACACUUAAUUUGGCCGCGCAAAAGAAACAGAACAACUCGUAUUUCGCUCUGUACAAAGCGAUCUCUGCCCUACGAGAAUGGCCUGCGGUUAAACAUGGAAUUUUAACCACGAGAUUAUUGGGCAAUGACGUUCUUGCUUUUGCCAGAAGAGCUGAUGGGGAGCAAUCGGUUUACGUAGUGAUAAACUUUGCAAAUAAAGAGGAAACUGUUGAUUUAUCAACGCUCGUUCACGGAUCGAAUCAGUUAAACGUUUAUUAUGCCACUACGAAUGCUCAUCAUCUUAUUGGGAAAGUUAUCACAGAUGUUCGCACCUUAAAAAUUCCCGCAUCAGGAGCUGUGAUAUAUACUAGUGUCUAGUGUAAAAUUAGGCAAGAAACCAUGGAAUAUUAGGAUGAGGCGCAUCAUUUUCGUCAUGAAAAGGGCGAAUUAUAAGUAACAGCAUAGAUAAUGGUUCAGAUAACAAUAAAGUUCGGUUAUUAUGUCUGGUUUCACCAACAUCGCUUAACUUUGAUCUUACAAUUAGUUCAAUUCAUUCUUCUCGUCUUCUUCUAACUGUUCCUUUAGAAGUAGAAAAAGCAUUAAACCAACAAUGAGAUUAAAGUCAAGCGACAUUGAUGAAACCAGGCCUUAGAGCCUUAGAAGGUGUAAUAAAUGAUUAUGUUAGAAAAAUAAGGCACGAUAACGUUAAACGUUUCAAUAUAAAUUUGUAAUUAUCAUGUCUUUAUAAUCUCAUGUGUGUAUGUGUGUAAAAUCUUAAAU
This is a messenger RNA of Vollenhovia emeryi, 2195 nucleotides long. It is a transcript of the gene Hbg3, whose product is annotated as alpha-glucosidase-like. NCBI's taxonomy places the organism in Eukaryota, Metazoa, Arthropoda, Insecta, Hymenoptera, Formicidae. The coding region runs from base 102 to 1793 and encodes 563 amino acids. The record is from RefSeq and is a predicted model, not a curated record. Gene Ontology annotation, biological process: carbohydrate metabolic process. The transcript is spliced from 9 exons. Gene Ontology annotation, molecular function: cation binding; catalytic activity.